Blepharisma stoltei is the source of this 1438-nucleotide messenger RNA. Lineage: Eukaryota; Ciliophora; Heterotrichea; Heterotrichida; Blepharismidae. The record is from the annotation of a GenBank genome assembly.
AUGAGAGAAAUUGUCCACCUGCAAAUAGGUAACUCUGGAAAUGCCAUUGGAUCUGAAUUUUGAAAAAGCCUCUUCAAUGAUCAUGGGAUAGAUAGAACCACAGGCCAGUAUAUCGAUAGUUUUGAUAAUCAGCUUGAGAGAAUUGAUACUUAUUUUAACGAAAUAUUGGGAGGGAGAUAUACUCCGAGAGCUAUUUUUGCCGAUCUCCAGCAAGAGGUAAUUGAUAAGUAUAGAACAAACGAAUAUUUUGCUCACUUGGAAUCCGAUAAUUUUCUAUCAGAAAAUAUAGUGUCGCGUGGCAAUUAUGCGCAGAAAUGAGAGCACGAUGAAUUUAAGGACCAUGUCAUGGACAUCGUCAGAAAAGAAGCUGAAAACAGUGAAUCAUUACAAGGAUUUCAGAUUUUUCACGCCGCGAGCGGGACUGCUGGAUCAGGACUAACUUCUCUUCUUCUAGAAAAUAUCAAGGAUGAAUACUCUGAUAGAAUUAUAAAAACAUCUAGUAUAAUUCCUUAUAAUGAAGCAAUGAAUUUACUUACAGAGCCAUACGAUACAAUAUUUUUACUUAAAGAUCUAAUAAGCAAUGCUGAUGUUACAAGCGUUUUUGACAUUGAAGAUAUUUAUAACUUGUGCCUAAAGAAAAUGAAGAUAUAUAAGCCCACAUGGGGAGAUAUAAAUAAUAUAGUAGUCCAAGUGCUUAGCGGGGAAUCUUUAUCUUUCAGAUUUCCUACUGACUUAUGCUCAGAUUUAAGAAAAUUUGCAUCGAAUUUGGUCCCUUAUCAAAAUUUGCAUUUUUUAAGUAAUACUAUGUGGCCACUUGUUGCUCAAGGUGCAUGUUUUUGCUAUUGUAGUAUACAAUCCACUGAAAUGCUGACCCAAAAUUUGUUCAAUAGAGAAUACCAUCCGCAUGACCCUUAUCCAAAUUCUAGAUUUGGCCCAAUUUUGAGCGCUGUAUUUACUUAUUUGGGGAAAGUCGAUCCAGCUGAGGCAGAAAUUGAAUUUUUAAAGGCCAAAGCAGAAAAUAAGAGUUGCUACUCAGAGCAGAUUCCUGAUAAUUUGAAGUAUUGGAUAUGCAAUGCAUAUACAUAUAUGACUCGCUCAGGAUAUUUUACUUAUAAUUCUGCUUUAAUAGCGAAUAUUUUUUGAGCGCAGAAAUAUAAUUUACUGAUGAAAUUUAUUAAUCCACAUAAUAAAAGACCUGAAAACUUUUAAUUACUUAUAAAUUGAAAUAUAACUUACCUUUAAAAAAGCUGUUGAUCGAUUUGACGAUUUAUACACAAGAAAAGCCUUUAUAUAUAAAUAUCAGGCUGAAGGAAUGGAUGAGUCAGAGUUUGAAGAGGCUAAAGAGGAUGCUGUCCAAUUAAUUUCUGAAUAUCAGCAGCUAAUAAAUAAUUCAAAUUCAAAUGAAUAUUUUUGUGCCUUUAUUAAAUGUGUUGUCUAG